Trypanosoma conorhini is the source of this 2217-nucleotide messenger RNA. Its product is annotated as ribonuclease inhibitor-like protein. The coding region runs from base 1 to 2217 and encodes 738 amino acids. The record is from RefSeq and is a predicted model, not a curated record. NCBI's taxonomy places the organism in Eukaryota, Euglenozoa, Kinetoplastea, Trypanosomatida, Trypanosomatidae. Gene Ontology annotation, molecular function: protein binding. The transcript has a single exon.
AUGAUUGAGCCAACGGCCCUCGCGGAUUUCAGCCAGCCGGAGUUGUUGCGCAUGGAAUCGACAAACUUCGCCUCCGACGUUGCGCGUGCCGAAUACGGGGACGCGGUGCAUAGUUACUUGUACAAGUAUAAGACGAAGGGUCGACGAACCUUCCUGCAGGAUCAAACUACCGCAAAGACGUGCCUGCCGCGUAUUCUACCAAGGGGCUUUCCCUACGUGGCCAACUUCAUCUCGUUUGAGGAACUUGUGAGGCGUGGGGCGAUUCCGUCAUGCAGCCAGGAUGAAGUGGACUUUUCCGUCAAGGAUCUCCAAAUACUGUACGAGGCAAAGUGUAUGGAUCAGGAAUUAGUGCCCUUAUGGGAACGUGAGAUGCGGUUUAUGGAGCUCAUUAGCGCCAACUGCCGAGGAAAGUUCUUUUGCUUGAAAGAGAGUGGAUUUGGCCCAAUGUGCGCCGAGGCCAUUGCACACAUUUUGUCAAGUAACCAAAAAUACACCAUUCUUGACUUGAGUGGAAAUCGGCUACGCGAUGAAGGCGCCUGCUCCAUUGCAAAACUUAUCAAAGUCAACAGGAACAUUGUCCACGUGGGGCUUCGAUCCAAUGAUAUUGGCCACGUGGGAGGGGUGGCCUUGGCGCAAGCACUUCUUGAAAACAAUACCGUGGUCUCACUUGACUUGGGCGCGCACUCUGGCAUUAAUGGCAACCACAUCGCCACAGAAGGUGCAGAGGCCAUUGGAACCAUGCUUCGUGCGAACAAGGUGCUCUCGCACCUCAAUCUCAGUAGCAACGGUUUGGGGGUGUCUGGUGUCUCAUUCAUUGCUGCAGGCCUCGAUGGAAACCAAAGCCUCAAACGCCUAGACAUUUCUGUUAAUAACUUGGGCUACGCGGGGAUUGAGACGCUGGCGCCCGUCCUGGAAACCACCUGCAUCACCCACCUCUCGCUGCAGCGGAACGCGCUGGGGGACAGUGGUGGGAUGGUUCUCUUUCAAGCGAUUGCGGCGGCCAUUGAAAACGGUGAGGAGCGAAUUGAGUUUCUUAACUUGGAGGCCAAUAACCUCGGGGAGAAGACGGCCAAGGCAAUGCAACGCGUGUUGUCAUCGUCCGCCACUCUAAAGAAGCUGCGGCUCUCUUCCAACAACUUUGGGGGCUCCUCCAAGCACAUUAUGGAGGGCUUGGCGGAAAACAAGUCUCUGCUUUCCAUCACGCUCUCCUUUUGUGGGAUUCGCGAGACGGACGGGGCCGCCAUCGGGGCCGCCCUCGCGGCGAACAGCACACUGCAGAACUUGGACCUCUCAAAUAACAAACUCAAGGAUGCCGGAUCAAAGCGCAUCGCGGAAGCCAUGAAAACGAACGAGGGGCUUCUCUCACUGAAUCUUGCCUGCAACAAGAUAACCGAUGAGGGUGGGGAGGCGAUUGCGCUCUUUUUGGCCAGUAAUCGCACCCUUCGAGAUUUAAAUUUGCGACGCAACUGCAUGUCAAACGUCACAGGCGAACUCUUGGACGAUCAGCUGCGUUGCAACAACACGUUAGAGAAGAUGGACGUCACCUACAAUGAUUUCCGCUAUCAGUCUCUCAUAGGCCAACGUGCAACCCUGGCGCGAAAUGCGGAUAAGAACAAGAGUCUCGUUGUCCCACGACUCAAGGCGGAGAUUGAGGGGCUUUCCUUCAAGGAGCGCGAUUUGUCACAGGCCGAAGACGAAAUUGAAAUGGAACGGCGCAUCAUUAAGGAUCGCAGCGAGCAGUUGUUGCGCCGCAAUGAAGAGGCUCGGGUCACGACUGAGAAGGCGCGGCGGGAAAUUGUGGAUAUUGAAAAGAAUCUGGCUGUCGUACGCGCCCGGCUUGACUCCGCAGAAGAAGUGCUUCGCCGCACAGAGGAGCGAGUGAGCAACGAGAUGUCUGAGAUCUCCGGACGAAAAGCGAACAUGGAGGCACGCAUUCACCAAGAGAAGGAACGCGCGGACCGCGUGCAGCGCGAGAUGGAGCGUAUGCGACGGCAGCUGAAACAGCUGGAGGAAGCAGAGGCGACACGCCUAAAGCCUCUCUUAUUGGAUAUCAGUAUUGCGGAGGCGGAUAGGGACCGCGAGGCGAAGGAAUGUCAGUAUGAGGCCGACAAGGUGGCCGCCCUUGCGCUUCAGCGGAAGGAGUUGGAGAAGAAGCUAGGCCUCAGCCUUCCUGCGGCGGGCAGCGCUGCCGCGCCAAAGGCCAAAAAAAGGAAGUAG